Messenger RNA from Stegastes partitus (bicolor damselfish), 2289 nucleotides. Its product is annotated as fizzy-related protein homolog. Gene Ontology annotation, cellular component: anaphase-promoting complex. The transcript is spliced from 14 exons. The coding region runs from base 166 to 1653 and encodes 495 amino acids. Lineage: Eukaryota; Metazoa; Chordata; Actinopteri; Pomacentridae. Gene Ontology annotation, biological process: anaphase-promoting complex-dependent catabolic process; positive regulation of anaphase-promoting complex-dependent catabolic process; positive regulation of ubiquitin protein ligase activity. Gene Ontology annotation, molecular function: anaphase-promoting complex binding; protein binding; ubiquitin ligase activator activity. The record is from RefSeq and is a predicted model, not a curated record.
GACUUACAACUCAGCCAAACUGAAUUACAACAAGCAGCUGGUUUAGAGAGUGAAUAACUUUACACAUAUCGGACAGAUUCACCCGAACUUCGUGCUGUUCUGCCGUGUGUACCGGCUCCGGGCUCUGGCUGCUCGUCGCGUGCCGCAGUGGGAUCAGGGUUGAGGAUGGAUCCCGGAUACGAGCAUCGCCUUCUGCAGCAAAUCAACAUUGAAAGUGACAACUUGAGCCCUGUUAAGCUGUCCCAGAGUCAGCGUGGUCGGACACCCACCAGCUCACCCUUGUCCUCACCCAGCAAGCUUGGAGACCGAUUUAUUCCCAGCAGAGCGGGAGCCAACUGGGAUAUCAGCUUCCACAGGAUCAAGGAAAACAAGAAGUCACCGAGUCAGAACAGAAAAACAAAAGAUACGUCUUCUGACAACAUCAAAGCAGACCGGGUGGCCUACUCUGCUUUACUGAAGAAUGAGCUGCUGGGAGCAGAGAUAGAGAAGGUCCAGGACCCCCAGACUGAGGACAGACGUCUGCAGCCAACAACGCCUGAGAACAGGAGCCUCUUCACUUAUUGUCUCAACACCAAACGCUUAUCACCAGAUGACAGCACCAACAUCUCUCCCUACUCUCUGUCACCUAUUAGCAGCAAAAGUCAGAAGUUGUUGCGUUCUCCAAGGAAGCCGACUCGCAAGAUCUCCAAGAUCCCCUUCAAAGUCCUGGAUGCUCCGGAGCUGCAGGACGACUUCUACCUCAACCUGGUGGACUGGUCGUCUCUUAAUGUGCUCAGCGUCGGUUUGGGCACGUGUGUUUACCUGUGGAGCGCCUGCACCAGCCAGGUAACACGGUUGUGUGAUUUAUCGGUGGAGGGAGACUCAGUUACGUCAGUCGGAUGGUCUGAACGGGGGAACCUGGUGGCGGUCGGGACUCACGAAGGAUAUGUUCAGAUCUGGGAUGCUGGUGCUGGAAAAAAACUCUUUGCCUUAGAAGGACACACAGCCAGAGUCGGAGCGUUAGCUUGGAACGCAGACCAGCUGUCUUCGGGAAGCCGCGAUCGCAUGAUCCUCCAAAGGGACAUUCGGACGCCUCCGCUGCAGUCGGAGCGACGGUUGCAGGGCCACAGACAGGAAGUGUGCGGCUUGAAGUGGAGCACGGACCAUCAGCUGCUCGCUUCCGGAGGCAACGACAACAAGCUGCUGGUGUGGAACCACUCGUCGCUGAGCCCCGUGCAGACGUACACGGACCACCUGGCUGCGGUCAAAGCCAUCGCCUGGUCGCCUCACCAGCACGGCCUGCUGGCCUCCGGCGGCGGCACGGCGGAUCGCUGCAUUCGCUUCUGGAACACGCUGACGUCGCAGCCGCUGCAGUGCAUGGACACCGGCUCUCAGGUGUGCAACCUGGCCUGGUCCAAACACGCCAAUGAGCUGGUGAGCACCCACGGAUACUCUCAGAACCAGAUCUUGGUGUGGAAAUAUCCGGCUCUGACUCAGAUGGUCAAGCUCACGGGACACUCGUACAGGGUGCUCUACCUGGCCAUGUCUCCGGAUGGUGAAGCGAUUGUCACGGGAGCCGGAGACGAGACUCUGCGGUUCUGGAACGUAUUCAGUAAAACACGGUCAACAAAGGAAUCUGUCUCGGUUUUAAACCUCUUCACCAGGAUACGAUAACUUUAAUAGAAAAUAAAAACUGGAGUUGGAGUGCAUCCUGGUGCCAUCACUGGAUAACUGCUCAACACGGUGCUAAAGACAGACGGUACAAUCAGAGGACGUGUUUCUCAAAUGUGCACUUUCUUUUUUUUGGGGGGAGAAAUUCUCUGUGACUUAAACACGGUCAUUAUGAUGAAUGUCUUUUGUUUACUUUUUUUUUAAAAAGUGGGUUGAUCUCCUUUUGUUUUGUACUCACAGCUAAAUCACAAGCCUUAAAGAACAUUGUGAUGUUCAUUUUUGUGGACGCUGAAACGUGGACGGAGCAUUGUUAUUUUUUUUAGUUUUUGUUUAUCUCAGGUAUAAUUUAUUUGACACACUUGUUCUACAUUGGAACGUUCAGAGUCUCAGUAUUAACUCCUCUGGAGGAAAAGGCCAUGUCUUACUCUGACUAAAACAGAACAACUAAACACCAUCACCAUGACUGCUGCUGCUGCUGCUGCUGCUGUGAUUGUUGGAAGACUUUGGGUGAAGUCUGGCUGAAAUAAUGCUGGUCAGCGUCUGUGUACAAGAAGUCUAAUGCUGUGCAUUCAGACAUUUACUACAUCGUUGAUUCUUUGCAGUAAAAGAAGAAAUAAAAGAUGGAGGAGCUGAAGACCA